CGUGAUAGUAUCACCGGCCUAUGCCUUUUGAUAAAACAUAUGGUAUCGCUGUCCGUGACAACAUUACCGCAGUGAGCUGGAACUGAUCCUGUCGUAGACUUCAGUUUGUGUUGUGUAUACAAAGGAAAUUUACGUAUUUACAAACAUGAAUCAUUGGAAUCGUGUACUGAGAGCAGCUCUAUGGAUUCUGCUCACGGUUGUCAUUCCAACAAAGACACAAAAUGUAAAUCCUAUUGUGUCGCUCGUAAAGUUUCUCGAAGAUGGCUCUUACGAGCUCGACAAAGAACCACCAGACCAAACGACCAUGCUUUCAGAAUACGACUUUAUUGUUAUCGGUGCUGGAACUGCGGGUUGUGUUCUUGCGAACCGCCUAACAGAAAUACCUGAUUGGAAAGUUUUACUUGUAGAAGCAGGAAAUAAUGAAAACUUCGUGAUGGACAUACCUUUACUGGCAAACUAUCUUCAGUUCACAUCUGCAAACUGGGGCUAUAAAACUCAACCUUCUGAUAGAUACUGCGCGGGAUUUGAAAAUCAACAGUGCCAUUGGCCACGAGGAAAGGUGAUUGGAGGAUCUAGUGUACUAAAUUAUAUGAUUUAUACAAGGGGUGCUCCUCAAGACUACGAUAACUGGCAAGCGAUGGGAAACGAAGGCUGGGGAUGGAGUGAAGUCCUGCCAUAUUUUAAGAAAAUUGAAAGUUUUAACAUCAAAUCUUUCGACAAUCCGGACUAUCACGGAAAUGAAGGCUAUUUGAACGUGGAACACGCACCAUUUCGAACUACAAAAGCUAAAGCAUGGGUUAAAGGAGCUAAAGAGUUAGGGUUUAAAUAUGGAGACUAUAACGGCGCAACUCCGUCAGCAGUUUCGUUUCUGCAGUUGUCUAUGAAGAAUGGUACACGACAUAGUUCAAAUAGAGCAUACUUACAUCCCAUUAACAAGAGAAAUAAUCUUUAUGUAUCGAAAUCCAGUAUGGUGACGAAACUACUCUUUGAUCCGACAAAUACGAAAGUUAUAGGGAUAGAAUUUGAAAAAAGGGGAAAGAAAUAUAAAGUUUUAGCUAAAAAGGAAGUCAUAGUCGCUGGCGGCACUAUUAAUUCACCCCAACUCUUGAUGUUAUCUGGCAUAGGUCCAAAAGACCAUUUGGAAUCCCUUAAAAUUCCUGUUGUUAAAGAUUUACCUGUUGGAUACAAUUUAAUGGACCAUAUAGCUGCCGGUGGCAUACAGUUCAUGGUAAAACAGCAAAAUUUCACUUUAACUACAGAUUAUAUCUUGAAUCAUUUAGAAUUAGUAUUCAAGUGGAUGAGAACACAUAAAGGACCACUAUCAAUACCCGGUGGGUGUGAAGCACUCAUAUUCAUGGAUCUAAAAGACAAAUUUAACGGGACUGCUUGGCCAGAUAUGGAACUUCUUUUUAUCGGCGGCGGAUUGAAUUCUGAUCCGUUAUUAUCACGGAACUUUAAUUUCGACGAGCAAAUUUUCCUAGACACGUAUAAAGACUUGGGAAAAAAAGACUUGUUCAUGGUAUUCCCCAUGUUAAUGCGCCCGAAAUCAAGAGGUAGAGUUAUGUUGCAAAGUCGAAACCCCAAAGUCCAACCAACUUUGAUACCAAAUUACUUUGACCACCCCGAGGACUUAGAAAAAAUUGUGGAAGGAAUCAAGAUUGCAAUAGAAAUUUCAAGACAGCCGUCUAUGAGAAAACUUGACACAAAAAUGUACGAUGUGCCAAUAGAGGAAUGUCUACAAUAUGGGCCGUUUGGAAGCGAUGCUUAUUUUGCGUGCCAAGCCCAGAUGUUCACAUUUACCAUUUACCAUCAAAGUGGUACUUGUAAAAUGGGAGCCAAGAGUGACCCUUCUUCUGUUGUUGAUAAUAGACUACGGGUCCACGGUAUCUCUGGAUUAAGGGUUAUAGACGCUAGUGUAAUGCCGGAAAUAGUAUCAAGUCAUACAAAUUCUCCUGUAUUUAUGAUUGCAGAAAAAGGAUCAGAUAUGAUCAAACAGGAUUGGGGCCAAAAAACUUAGUACUUAUGGAUAAUAUAGUAUUAUGGAUAAUUUUGUUUUCAUCUGUGAUUUAAUUAGAUGUAAUAAUUUAUUUUUAGACAUAAAAUGUUAGCAAUGCAUUUGUUUUCCUAUAAAAUAGAUAAAAAAAUAUAAUUAACAAAUAUUAAAAGUUUUUGUCUCUUCUACUGUUAGCUUAGGCUAUUAGCUAUUGAACUAUAUUUUUUAAUUGAUCCAUACGUUAUUAUAAAUUAGUUUUGUAAUAUAAUUUCUCUAAAUAUUAAUUGAUGAAUAUAGUUGGAUUGUUUGUAUGCGUGUAAUGAUAUCAAAAAUCGUUUAGUAAUUCAUUAGUAACUGGCUAUCCAAUUAUUUUAGAUAUUAAAAAUAAAAUGUAAUCAUGCUGUGAUGUAGAUAAAGCUAAUACCAUAUUUUUUGUGAUUUUGGUUAUAGUUUGGGAAUACAUCAACAGUUGUUAGACUUCCUCCAGCCAGUAAUACACGAUAUCGUUGAUCGAUAAAGAAGAGAACAAUACAUUUGGUAAAUGUUCUUUUUUUGUUAUGGAAUCUCGCUGUUGGCCUUAAAGGCCUUUACAGCUCAGUUCGGGCUGUUUUGGCGAGCGUAGCUCGGCCUGAAUGGCGUUUUAUCCCGUGUCUAGCGGCAAGGUCGUCUCCUGUGAGACUCGAACCUCGGCUUGGGCCGUCGCGGGGUGUAAAUGUUCUAUAUUUUCACACUAAUGUAUACUUAACAAUGUUUGUGACAAUCUCUAGUCGUUCCCCAAAAUAGAAUAUCCAACCGAACCUCGGACCUACCGAUGGAACCUACCCUACCGUUGCUAUUCCGCCCUUAAUCAAUUAACCCCGAGAGAACUUCGACAUUUUCCCGCGUAACUGCUCGAGAAAAUUCAACCAAUCGUGGGGCUUGUCAUACAACUGUUAUUUAUAAAACCACAUUAAAUAUACAUAAAUGUUAUCUAU
Messenger RNA from Pieris brassicae (large cabbage white), 2967 nucleotides. Its product is annotated as glucose dehydrogenase [FAD, quinone]-like. Lineage: Eukaryota; Metazoa; Arthropoda; Insecta; Lepidoptera; Pieridae. The transcript is spliced from 2 exons. Gene Ontology annotation, molecular function: oxidoreductase activity, acting on CH-OH group of donors; flavin adenine dinucleotide binding. The record is from RefSeq and is a predicted model, not a curated record. Bases 146 to 2017 code for a protein of 623 amino acids.